AUAUAUACACAUCUUUUUAUCAGACAAACGACAGAAACAAUGGGAGACGAUAUUGAUAAUGAGAUCAAGGCAGCACAAGCCAAACGUGCCAUUAUUACUGACAAGGAUAUUAGUAAAGCUAUUCUUGACAAUGAAAAGCAUGCGAGUAUGACUGGUGUCUCUUACGACACUGAUCUUUACACGACCGAUAAGUUUGCUGGCUAUUCCACCUCUUUAGCUGUGAAUGACGAAGAAGACGAUGACGAUGAAGUGUACCAAGAAACCAAACGUAAAUUAAAUUCAUACACAGCAUCCAAAGACAUCUUGAAUGAAGCAACGGAAGGUGCCGAUGCUCACGAUCCUUUUGCGGACACCAUGCGUGAACGUACUAUUGCCGGAAGACAAGAUGAAUACCAACAACGUCGAUUUAACCGUAUGCUUUCACCCAGUCGAAAAGAUGCUUUUACAGAAGGUGGGGACAACGAUGCCGAAUCUCGUUCUUAUUCGGAAGUCGCUCGACAAGCCGAGUUAGAAAGAGAGGAACAACGUGUAUUAGCCAUCAUUGCACAAAAGAAGAAAGAGGAAGCAGAAACAGGUGUUCGUGCUCAAACAGUGGAAGAUACACCUACCACGAGAAAGAAGAGAAGAUGGGAUGUAGCUACACCUGUAUCUCAAAAUAUGGAUGCUACUCCUGUUGGUGCUCCAAAGCGAUCGAGAUGGGAUGCUACUCCUGCUCGUGUCGAUCCUAAUGCUACUCCCGUUCGUCCUUCUUCGGAAUGGGAUGUAGAGGCUACACCUAAAGGUACAACAAAGCGUUCUCGUUGGGACGCUACUCCUGUUGCUGGUAUGGAUGCUGUGAUGUCCACUCCAGUAGGUGGUAUGGGAAUGAUGACACCUAACCCAAACAUGACACCCGAAGCCACCAAUGCCCUGCGUUGGGAACGUGAAUUGGACUCUCGUAACAGACCUCUUUCGGAUGAAGAAUUAGAUGGUAUGUUUCCUGCUACAGGCUACAAGAUCCUCGAUCCUCCCGCCGGUUAUGAACCUAUUCGUACACCUGCGCGUAAAUUAACCGCUACACCUACACCGAUGGGUGAUACUGGUUUUGUCAUGCAUGAUGAACAACGUCAAGUGGUUGCCUUGGAUUUACCUUCUGAAAUUCCCGGUGUAGGUUCCUUGCCCUUCUUUAAAGAAGAAGACAUGCAACAUUUUGGUAAACUUUUGGACGAAAAGGACGAAGGUGCCAUGUCUAUGGACGAAUUAAAGGAAAGAAAGAUUAUGCGAUUAUUGUUAAAGAUCAAGAAUGGUACACCUCCCAUGCGUAAAGGUGCACUUCGUCAUAUAACGGAUAAGGCUCGUGAUUUUGGACCAGGACCUUUAUUCAACCAAAUCUUGCCUUUAUUGAUGUCGCCCACAUUGGAAGACCAAGAACGUCACUUGUUGGUCAAGGUGAUUGAUCGUAUUCUUUAUAAAUUGGAUGAUCUUGUUCGACCUUUUGUUCACAAGAUCUUGGUGGUUAUUGAACCGCUCUUGAUUGAUGAAGAUUAUUAUGCUCGUGUGGAAGGUCGUGAAAUUAUCUCGAAUUUAUCCAAAGCUGCUGGUCUUCCUACCAUGAUUACUACCAUGCGUCCUGAUAUUGAUCAUCCCGAUGAAUAUGUUCGUAACACCACCGCUCGAGCAUUCUCUGUCGUUGCUUCUGCUCUUGGUAUCCCAGCUCUUUUACCCUUCUUAAAGGCUGUAUGUCGAUCCAAGAAAUCAUGGCAGGCUCGUCAUACCGGUAUCAAGAUUGUGCAACAAAUUGCCAUUCUUUUGGGUUGUGCUGUUUUACCCCAUUUGAAGAACCUGGUAGAAGCCAUUGGUCAUGGUUUAGAGGAUGAGCAACAAAAGGUGCGUACAAUUACUGCCUUGGCGAUUGCAGCUUUAGCUGAAGCUGCUGCACCUUACGGUAUUGAAUCCUUUGAUUCUGUUCUUAAGCCUCUUUGGACUGGUAUUCGUAAACAUCGUGGUAAAGGACUUGCUGCGUUUUUAAAGGCGAUUGGUUAUAUCAUUCCCUUGAUGGAUGAUGAAUAUGCCAACUACUAUACAAAGGAGGUGAUGGUGAUUUUGAUCCGUGAGUUCCAAUCUCCUGAUGAAGAGAUGAAGAAGAUUGUGUUGAAGGUGGUGAAGCAAUGUGCUGCAACGGAUGGUGUUCAACCCAGUUAUAUCAAGGAGGAAAUUCUGCCUGAAUUCUUCAAGCACUUUUGGGUUCGUCGUAUGGCGCUUGAUCGUCGUAACUAUAAACAGGUGGUGGAGACUACAGUUGAAUUAGCAAACAAGGUGGGUGUGUCCGAGAUUGUCAGUCGUAUUGUAAAUGAUUUGAAGGAUGAAAGUGAACCUUAUCGUAAGAUGGUGAUGGAAACGAUUGAAAAGGUAGUUUCGAAUUUGGGUGCGGCUGAUAUCGACCCCCGUUUAGAAGAACUCUUGAUUGAUGGUAUCCUUUAUGCCUUCCAAGAACAAACGAUUGAAGAUAUUGUGAUGUUGAAUGGUUUUGGUACGGUAGUGAAUGCCUUGGGUAUGCGUAUUAAGCCUUACUUGCAACAAAUCUGUUAUACCAUCUUGUGGCGAUUGAAUAACAAGUCUGCCAAGGUACGUCAACAAGCAGCCGACUUAAUUUCGAGAAUUGCUGUGGUCAUGAAGAGUUGUGGUGAAGAAAAAUUGAUGAGUCAGUUGGGUCAAAUUCUUUACGAAUAUCUUGGUGAGGAAUACCCCGAGGUGUUGGGUUCCAUCUUGGGUGCCCUGAAGAGUAUUGUGAAUGUGAUUGGUAUGGCGAGUAUGACGCCUCCUAUUAAGGAUCUCUUGCCUCGUUUAACACCCAUUUUACGUAAUCGACAUGAAAAGGUACAAGAAAAUUGUAUUGAUUUAGUCGGUCGUAUUGCAGAUCGUGGUGCUGAAUAUGUAUCUGCUCGUGAAUGGAUGCGUGUUUGCUUCGAAUUGCUGGAUCUCUUGAAGGCUCAUAAGAAGGGUAUUCGUCGUGCCUCUGUCAAUACUUUUGGUUACAUUGCCAAGGCUAUUGGACCUCAAGAUGUAUUGGCCACCUUGUUAAAUAACUUGAAGGUGCAAGAACGUCAAAACCGUGUAUGUACUACAGUCGCUAUUGCGAUUGUAGCUGAAACGUGUGCUCCUUUCACUGUUUUACCGGCUCUCAUGAACGAAUACAGAGUGCCUGAAUUAAAUGUGCAGAAUGGUGUGUUAAAGUCACUAUCGUUUAUCUUUGAAUAUGUUGGAGAAAUGGGUAAAGAUUAUAUUAAUGCGGUUGCACCACUUUUGGAAGAUGCUUUGAUGGAUCGAGAUCUUGUGCACAGACAAACAGCAUGUACGACGAUCAAGCAUAUGGCAUUAGGUGUGGUUGGACUUGGUUGUGAAGAUCCUCUCCGUCACUUACUGAAUUACAUCUGGCCUAAUAUUUUUGAGACCAGUCCUCAUGUGAUUAAUGCUGUGAUGGAAGCGAUUGAAGGUCUUCGCGUUGCACUAGGACCUGCUACCAUUCUUCAAUACACAUUGCAAGGUUUAUUCCAUCCCGCAAGAAAAGUGCGUGAGGUCUAUUGGAAGAUCUACAAUACAUUAUAUAUCGGCAGUCAAGAUGCUUUAGUACCUUUUUAUCCCAGGUUAGAAGACGAUGAACGUAAUCACUAUCAACGUACUGAAUUGGAUUAUGUCCUCUAAGAAAAAAAAACCCCUUACAACCAAAUUACGCAUCAAUCAUCAUAUUAUAAAUAAAAUAAAACAAACACACACGCACACACAUAAAAAAAAA
Mucor mucedo is the source of this 3772-nucleotide messenger RNA. RefSeq names its product splicing factor 3B subunit 1. The record is from RefSeq and is a predicted model, not a curated record. Gene Ontology annotation, molecular function: mRNA binding. Bases 40 to 3681 code for a protein of 1213 amino acids. Gene Ontology annotation, cellular component: U2 snRNP; U2-type prespliceosome; U12-type spliceosomal complex. The transcript is spliced from 2 exons. Gene Ontology annotation, biological process: spliceosomal complex assembly. NCBI's taxonomy places the organism in Eukaryota, Fungi, Mucoromycota, Mucoromycetes, Mucorales, Mucoraceae.